Girardinichthys multiradiatus is the source of this 2145-nucleotide messenger RNA. Its product is annotated as serine protease HTRA1A-like. Gene Ontology annotation, biological process: positive regulation of apoptotic process; proteolysis; programmed cell death. NCBI's taxonomy places the organism in Eukaryota, Metazoa, Chordata, Actinopteri, Cyprinodontiformes, Goodeidae. The transcript has 8 exons. The coding region runs from base 170 to 1684 and encodes 504 amino acids. Gene Ontology annotation, cellular component: extracellular region. Gene Ontology annotation, molecular function: serine-type endopeptidase activity; protein binding. The record is from RefSeq and is a predicted model, not a curated record.
CAGAGAUUGGUUGCGCAGAGGUUCUGUUAAAUGCCUCUCCAGCUGCGAUGCCUUCCCCCUCACUACAUAGCUCUGCCAUCCUACACCCCUACAAGCCGGGACCGGACUUUUCUUUUUCUUUCAAUUUUGUCUUUUACUUUUAAAACCUUUUUACUUUUUAAUUUGGACAAUGUUUUGGUCCUUCUUGUUGUGCGUGGCCGCAGCGUCUUUGCAGGCUGAGGCGCAGAUCUCCAGUCGCUAUGUUGUCGGAUGCCCCUCUGUGUGUGACAAAUCGAUGUGUCCCCGUCUGCCAGCGGACUGCCCGGCGGGGCAAUCCCUCGACGUCUGCCAGUGCUGCACGGUGUGUGCGUCCGGCGAGGGGGAAGCCUGCGGCGGCGGGGGGAAACUCGGGGACCCGAUGUGCGGAGAGGGGCUAGAGUGCUCCGUCUCCGGCGGGGUGGCGUACAGUGUCACGGUAAGGAAGAGAAGCAAGAGCGGGCUCUGCGUGUGCAAAUCCACGGAGCCGGUCUGCGGGAGCGACGGGGUGUCUUACCGGAGUAUCUGCGAGCUGAAGAGGGUGAGCCGAAGGGCGCAGAAGCUGCAGCAGCCACCUGUUCUCUUCAUUCAGCGGGGAGCCUGCGGGAAAGCUCAGGACAAUCCAGACAGCCCGAGGCACAAAUACAACUUCAUCGCUGACGUGGUGGAGAAAAUCGCUCCCUCUGUGGUUCACAUUGAACUUUUCCGCAAGAUGACUUAUUCCAAGCGGGAGGUGGCUGUGGCCAGUGGCUCCGGCUUUGUCGUGUCAGAAGACGGCCAGAUUGUGACCAAUGCGCACGUUGUGGCCAAUAAACACAGGGUCAAAGUGGAGCUAAAGAGCGGUGCCUCCUACGAUGCCAAAAUCAAAGACGUCGACGAGAAGUCAGACAUAGCCCUCAUCAAGAUUGAUGUACCGACUAAACUUCCUGUACUAUUGUUAGGUCAUUCGUCUGACCUGAGGCCGGGGGAGUUUGUAGUUGCCAUCGGCAGCCCGUUUUCCCUGCAGAACACAGUCACUACAGGAAUUGUCAGCACCACUCAGCGUGGGGGCAGAGAGCUUGGUCUUCGUAACUCUGACAUGGACUACAUUCAAACGGAUGCCAUUAUCAACGUAAAUAUAAAAAGACAUUUUUUUUUUUUUUUAAUGUUUUCCCUCAUAUACAAAGAAAAUUACAAAGUUGUUACUUUUUGUUCACAGUAUGGUAAUUCUGGAGGUCCUCUGGUAAAUCUGGACGGCGAAGUGAUUGGGAUCAACACGCUAAAAGUGACAGCUGGCAUUUCCUUCGCCAUUCCAUCAGACAAGAUUCGACAGUUUUUGGCAGAGUCAUAUGACAGGCAGUCCAGAGGGAGAGCAGAUGCCAAAAAGAAAUAUAUUGGAGUGAGGAUGAUGACUCUUACGCCAGCGUUAGCCAAGGAACUCAAAACUCGACAUCGUGACUUCCCUGACAUCACCUCAGGAGCCUAUGUGAUGGAGGUCAUUGCAAAAACGCCGGCAGCAAUUGGCGGGGUCAAAGAGCAUGAUGUCAUCAUCUCCAUCAACGGCCAUAGGAUUUCAACAGCGACUGAUGUCAGCAAUGCCAUCAAGAGUGAUGACACCUUGAAAGUUGUUGUACGCCGUGGCAACGAGGAUGCCAUCCUCACCGUUGUUCCAGUUGAGAUUGACCCUUGACCCUUUAUAGGACCUGGAGUUAGGUUUAACUUAUCAUCCAGAGGACCAUAUGUAGGAGGGAUCUUCAGCUGACCCAUCCACCUGUGACUAAAGGCCCAGCGGCGCCACGCAUCCAGGGAAACUCCUGGCUUUGCCUUGAAAGGAACGACUGUACAGAAGCUUUUAAAGCAGCGCUGUACUUUGUUUUUCUAUUUGUGUCUUCACUUUUAUCCCUUAAUCCUUUUAUCAAUGCUACUACUGUUUGAUCAGAAACAUAAAACAUUGCUCAUUAUCUUGUUAUUUGUAUUUUUAAUAUGAACUUCAGCUCAGUCAGACCCUCUGCUUUUUUAAGCAACAUAAAAACUCACUGAGCAAAUCUUAUUUGUAUAAUUGUUGUUUUCUAGACUAAUUUUUAAAGUACUGUAGAUGUUUUUGUUAAUUAUCUGACGUAUACUGAGAAGAAAAUAAAGCAUUUACCAACA